AUGGAUGGCAUCACUCUGUUUGAACGCACUACAGAUGGCAUUUCUUUAGGCACUCUUGAACGAUCUGCUGCUGCUAAAUACCGUUUAUCUCACUUUUAUCAAUCUUCCGUUGCUGAAUGUAUAGACCGUGAGUCCAGGCGUGUAGAAAAUGAAGAGCGUCUAAUGAAAGAGCCAUGGUCAGAAGAAAAAAAGCAGCGUUUUUUACAAAAUCUAGAGCGUCGUGAGUCGGAGUUUUUGCGAUUGCGUCGAGUUCGACUUGGUGUAGAUAAUUUCAAUACUCUCAAAGUGAUUGGAAAGGGUGCGUUUGGCGAAGUUCGGCUUGUGCAAAAGUCUGAUACAGGAAAAAUCUAUGCAAUGAAGACUUUACGAAAGUCGGAAAUGAUAAAAAAGGAUCAGCUUGCGCACGUGAAAGCUGAACGAGACAUUUUGGCUGAAUCUUCAAAAACUCCAUGGGUUGUGCAGCUCUAUUAUUCAUUCCAGGAUCCACUAUACUUGUACCUAAUUAUGGAGUUUUUGCCGGGUGGUGAUCUUAUGACUAUGCUUAUUAAAUACGAUACAUUUUCGGAAGAUGUUACAAGGUUUUACAUGGCUGAAUGUGUAUGUGCUAUUGACGCCAUACACAAUCUAGGCUUUGUGCAUCGUGAUAUUAAACCAGAUAAUUUAUUGAUUGACAAGGACGGACAUUUGAAACUCUCCGACUUUGGUCUUUCGACUGGAUUCCACAAAACACACGACUCUGCAUUUUACCAAAAAUUCAUUAACAAAGAUACCACGCUUUUGGCAAAGGCACAACAACAGGAGUUACAAGAUCAGCAAAAUAUGAUGCAAACUCAAAUGCAAGACCCUGAUAGUUCAUAUGAAAAUGUAGGCACUGCCAAAAACAUUGACCUCACUCUUUCUCGCAAAAAUCGAAUUGCCACUUGGAAACGAAACAGACGAGCUCUUGCCUACUCUACGGUUGGAACUCCAGAUUACAUUGCACCAGAAGUUUUUGCCCAGCGUGGCUAUUCGCAGGAAUGUGACUGGUGGUCACUAGGAGCCAUCAUGUACGAGUGUCUUGUUGGAUACCCACCUUUUGUUUCUGAUAGUCCUCACGAAACUUACCGUAAAAUUAUGAGUUGGCGUGAAAACCUGUUUGUGCCGGAUGAUGUGCAUCUUUCCCGGGAGGCUGAAGAUUUACUGCAAAGAUUGUUGUGCGAUGCACCAGAUCGACUUCCUGGCCCUGAAAUCAAACGACAUCCCUAUUUUCGAGGUGUAGAUUGGAAUCGCCUUCGUGAAAUCCGCGCACCACUUAUCCCUCAACUCAAAUCUAUCACAGACACAUCGUACUUUCCUACAGAUGAACUUUCAGGUGUUCCAGAGCAGGUUAUGAUUGAUGCGGAUUCCAGAGCAAUCGGUCGGGAUCAGAUCGGAGCAGGAACAAUGGAUUUGCUCAAAAGCCCCAACAAAGAUUUGGCGUUUGUUGGAUAUACAUUCAAACGAUGGGAGACUAUUCGGAACGAUUUGUGA
Messenger RNA from Batrachochytrium dendrobatidis JAM81, 1509 nucleotides. RefSeq names its product serine/threonine protein kinase CBK1. Gene Ontology annotation, molecular function: ATP binding; protein serine/threonine kinase activity. The record is from RefSeq and is a predicted model, not a curated record. Gene Ontology annotation, biological process: peptidyl-serine phosphorylation; intracellular signal transduction. Lineage: Eukaryota; Fungi; Chytridiomycota; Chytridiomycetes; Rhizophydiales. Bases 1 to 1509 code for a protein of 502 amino acids. The transcript has 6 exons.